UGCCAAGUCUCCCGUUUUUCAUGGGGAAACCCCCGGAUUUUAAUCCGUUUCCUGCUGUUAUCCCGAAUAGAAAAAAAUCCCGUAAAUCCACCGAUUUCCUACCUGCCAGGGAGGCUCCUUCUGCGCAUGUCUGGACAUGCGCACAACCAAUUUUGGGUGCCGCUCUGCCCAUGUCUGGGCACCAGAAAUUGGGCAGUGCCAGCACCGGAAGUUGCUUCUACGCAUGUCCAGACAUGCAUAGAAGUGACUUCCGGUGCCACGCCGCUGCUGAUCCCAGAUUUUUCAACGGGAGACUUGGCAGCUAUGCCUCAGUUGUUGAACGCUUUGGAAGUCGAAUGUUUUGGCUUCCGAACACUGACAACCCGGAAGUGAAUGCUUCCGUUUCCGAACACACCUCAGAAGUCGAAUUGCUUCCGAGGAACGUUUCUCAGUUUUUUCAAUGGAUUUUGCCGACCGCCCAUUGUGCCUCGGUUGUCGAACGUUUUGAAAACCGAACAGUCUUCCGAAAUGGAUUACUUUUGACAACCGAGGUUCCACUGUGUUGUAACUUUUAACGGUUCCUCUAUCUGCAUUUAGAGAACUCAUCAAUCAUUUUAGGGGAAGUCUAAGUCACAAACCUGGUUUUAGUUUUUUCUUUCCCACACUGGAAACUUCCAUUUCCUAGUCACAAGCUGCGUGUAAAUGGUCUUUCUUGAAAGUGUGGUGAAAAAUUCCACCCCCACUGAUGAAACCAUUACAUGAAAAGGCUGAAAUUACUAAGUUCAGCUCUCAAGCAACUUGCAAAUCAUUUGAAGCUGCAUUGCUGAGGUCAAAGCUUGCAAUUUGCCCUCUGUGCUCGUUUCUCAAUGGAAAGCAACCAGUUGCAGUCUGUUUACACUUCAGUCCAAGACUACUUGAAACACGUUUGUGGGGAUGCCGAGCUGGAAGCUGCCCCGAGUCGAGUUGCCCAAGUCUUGGCAAGAGUAGCACCUUCGCUUCAGGAAGACGUGGAAGAGAAGAUAAAGCCACUUUGGAGCUCCAUCGAGAUCAGUUCUGUCGAGGAGGCCAGCGGCAUUUUCAACCAGGUGAUGACACAGGAAUUUGCCGACGGGAACACCAACUGGGGGCGGAUUUUGACAAUAUUCGUCUUCGCAGGAAUUAUCGCAAAGAAGUUGCAACAGCACGGAGUUCCUUUGACAAGAGAAAACAUGGAGCCGAUUUGUCACUGUGUCACUGAAUUUAUAAACACCAAAGCUACGUGGAUCAGCGAAAAUGGAGGCUGGGACGGCUUCCUUGCAAAGUUGGGUGAAGAUAAGACUCCCUGGCUGGCCUUGCACUACAUCAAGACAAAACUCAUCUCUGCUUUCUCGUUCUUCAGUCAAUAUUACUGACAAACUUGGUUCCUUGGUGACCACGAGCUACUUUUAUAGCCAUGCCUUCCGGGAAGGAUUCCUGCUAUUAGAAAACCGAGACUGCCUUGUUGAGCCAAAGAGAGCCCUUCUUCCUUUCCAUUUCCAAACUUAUUUAUCUGUUAUUUAUUUAUGUUUUUGUAUGCCUGUGUUUGAAACAUUGCAUCUGAUACAAUUCACGGUAAAUCAGAACUGUUAUCGCAUGAUGCGCAGACAGCUUCCUUUAGAUUACAUUAAAUCUUCUCAUAUAAUUGAGUUGAAAUGGUCUCUCUCUCUCUCUCUCUCUCUCUCUCUCUCUCUCUCUCUCUCUCUCUCUCUCUGUGUGUGUGUGUGUAAUAUAUCGGAGGAGAGAAGAAAUAAAUAAUCCAUUAAGACUGCUGGUUGAAAGAAUAAAGAAAGGUUUCCUACUCCUGGCAAACAAGGCUAUUCUGAGAACAAACUUACAAAAGGAAAGUCCAACACUUAACACUGAAGAAGAAGCAGGAAGGAAGUAAAACUUGAGAGAAGAUCUACAGGCAGUUAGUUACUCAGGAAGGGAUCAGCAAGGGAAAAAUAUGCUGUCUUUCUGCCAACUGCCUCCCAGUGGUCCAAGUAGGGCUGCCAUUCAACUGGAAUUUUCUGGAUAUAGCCAGAAUACAGCAGUCUGAAGCAGUGGCUGGGAGGAAAUCACUUAACUGUCAGUAGAUUUUGAUGAAUUUCCUUAAAAAUAGCUCCAAAACUUCAUUAUUCUUUGAGAAUCUGCAAGCUUUCGUGUGCGGAUUUUCACUUUAGGAAAUAAGAGUAUGGCAACCCUACUUAUAACAAGCAUUGUUACUUCACUCCCAGCAUUCCAAAGGUAAACAUGCAACUUACUUUUACUCAGAGUUAGACCCACUGAGAUUCGUGGACCUCAGUUAGUCAUGGCCAUCAAUUGCAAUGGAUCUAACUCUGAGUACACGUUAGUUGACAACCACCCCCAAAUGUUUAAGAUGCUUAUUCCACUGGCACACCUACGCACAAGAGGAAGAUAUCAGCAGGCUAUGGGGAACAGAUGUUUGCAGAAGCACAAUGUGUGUAGAAGUAUGAAAAUCUAUAAGGGGGGGAAACCCUUAGUGAGGGGAAUCCCGAAAACAAUCCGCUGUGGGCUGAGCGUGCUCAGGUGGUUGCAGAAAAUUGGCUUGCUGGAGGGUGGGGUAACAUGUAAAAGAGGGUGAAACAGAAUGGCUGAAACCAUGAACUUCAGUGGCUGAAAGUUUUAAGUGGCUGAAAAUUGGAACUUUGUGGGUUCCAAGGCAGAUAUGGAAAUACCUUCUGGCCCUUCAGAUGCUGCUGAACUAAAACUCCCAUCAUCUCAGGCCACUGGCUAUGCUUGCUGGGGCUGAUGGGAGCUGUAGUUCAGCAACGUUUGCAGGGCCAAACGUCCUCACCCACAGGGUCUCUCUUUCUACAGCUGUUAACCCAGGCAGUGGGGGGCAGCCUCUAUUCUGACCUUGUAACAGAGGGCUAACCCUCCCCUACCCACAUGCUUCUUGUAUGGGGAGAAUCCGGUUCCCCCUAGCCUUGCCAUUAGUUAAGGGGAAACAAUAUAUGCACCUGCCUGCAAUGUUUUGUAAUGAAUAAUAAUAAUAAUAAUAAUAAUAAUAAUAAUAAUAAUUUAUUACUUAUGCCCCACCCAUCUGGCCGGGCCUCCCCAGCCACUCUGGGCAGCUCCCAACAGAACAUUAAAAACACGAUAAAACAUCAAACAUUAAAAACCUCCCUAAACAGGGCUGCCUUCAGAUGUCUUCUAAAAGUCAGAUAGUUGUUUAUUUCCUUGACAUCACGUGGGAGGGCGUUCCACAGGGCAGGCGCCACUACAGAGAAGGCCCUGCGCCUGGUUCCCUGUAGCCUCACUUCUCGCAGUGAGGGAACUGCCAGAAGGCCCUCGGAGCUGGACCUCGGUGUCCGGGCUGAACGAUGGCGGUGGAGACGCUCCUUCGGGUAUAUACAACCAAAGCCAUUUAAAGGUCAGCACCAACACUUUGAAUUGUGCUCGGAAACGUACUGGGAGCCAAUGUAGAUCUCCCAGUAUGUGGUCUCGGCGGCCACUCCCAGUCACGUCUAGCAGCUGCAUUCCGGAUUACUGUAGUUGUAGUUUCCGGGUCACCUUCAAAGGUAGCCCUUUUUCUAAUUUGGACCUUGAAUUAUUAUCAGCCAGCCAGGGAGCAGCUGCAUGUAGCUCUUUAUACUGUGCAUAGUUAAAACACAGAACUCCCUCCCACAAUAAUGUAGUGAUGGCCACCAACUUGGAUGGCUUUAAAAGAGAAUGUGUCAAAUUCGUGGAGGAGAAGGCUCUCAAUGGCUACUAGCAAUGAAUGAUGGCUAUGCUCUGCCCCCAUGGUUGGAGGCGGAAAUGCUUCUGCAAUCAAGGGCGAACGAAGGCGUUGCGACACCCGGGGCAGGGCGUCGCUACGUAGGGCGCACGUGCGGUGUCACUACAUAUGAUGCAUGGGCCGUACGUAGUGACGCCGCACAUGUACUGU
Messenger RNA from Zootoca vivipara (common lizard), 3889 nucleotides. RefSeq names its product BCL2 related protein A1 (gene BCL2A1). Gene Ontology annotation, molecular function: BH domain binding; channel activity. Gene Ontology annotation, cellular component: mitochondrial outer membrane. Gene Ontology annotation, biological process: negative regulation of apoptotic process; mitochondrial fusion; intrinsic apoptotic signaling pathway in response to DNA damage. NCBI's taxonomy places the organism in Eukaryota, Metazoa, Chordata, Lepidosauria, Squamata, Lacertidae. The record is from RefSeq and is a predicted model, not a curated record.